Molecule: messenger RNA, 908 nt
Organism: Platichthys flesus (European flounder)
Lineage: Eukaryota; Metazoa; Chordata; Actinopteri; Pleuronectiformes; Pleuronectidae
Product: phospholipase A2, minor isoenzyme-like
Exons: 4
Coding region: 39-488 (149 amino acids)
Biological process (GO): lipid catabolic process; phospholipid metabolic process; arachidonate secretion
Molecular function (GO): phospholipid binding; calcium ion binding
Source: RefSeq, a predicted model, not a curated record
UUGGGCUGGACCUGUGUCUGAAGCUCUUGACUCGCAGGAUGAACACCCUCCGAACUCUGUUUCUCUUGGCCGCCGGCCUCUCUGUGGCCAUGUCUGGCAAGAGGCAGGCGCUCCCCGAAUUCAGGAAAAUGAUCCUGUGCUUGAUGCCCGGCAGCUGGCCGAUUAGGGACUAUGCAGACUAUGGCUGCUACUGUGGGCUGGGCGGCUCUGGCACGCCUGUGGACGAGCUGGACAGGUGCUGUCAAGUGCAUGAUAACUGUUACGGUGAGUCUGAGAAUUACGACGCAUGCAGGCCCUAUAUCGACAGCCCUUACAUCGAGUGGUACGCCUACAAGUGUGAAGAAGGAAGCAAGACGCUCACCUGUGGCGAGAAGAACAACGCAUGUGAGCAGUUCAUCUGUGAGUGUGACAGGAAGGCCUCCGAGUGUUUCGCCAAAUCGACUUAUAACAAGGAGCACCAUAACUGGCCCAAAAACAAAUGUCAGUAGACGAUCUCUGAUGUUAAUCGAAGGCAGGAUCCACUCCCACACACGACACACCCAUCACUGAGCUCUCAGGAGCGGCAGCAGCUUGUUUCGUCCGCUCAUUGAAAUACUCACACUGACUUUGUUCUGUCACAUUCUCAAGGUCAUGGUUUUCUUUUCUCCUUCUCUCUCUGCAAUGCGUCUCUAUUGUUAGCUGUGGAUCUGUAUCCUGACCAGAAACACCAGUACAACUGCAUCUCUCAUUAACUGAUGCUCGGUUAUUCAUAGGUAUAAUCCUGACUCAAGUUUCCAAUAGAGGGCGCUCUCAUCUUGCUCUUUCUUCCCUUGCUUGCAGGAGGUAGUUUACAGACUGUAGACUUUAAUAUUGGCAAAUUAUCAAAUUAUACAAAUGCUUGCAGUACUCAAUAAAGACGAUAAAACAAA